Fusarium tjaetaba is the source of this 1758-nucleotide messenger RNA. RefSeq names its product nitrate assimilation regulatory nirA. Gene Ontology annotation, biological process: regulation of DNA-templated transcription. Gene Ontology annotation, molecular function: DNA-binding transcription factor activity, RNA polymerase II-specific; zinc ion binding. The transcript has 6 exons. Lineage: Eukaryota; Fungi; Ascomycota; Sordariomycetes; Hypocreales; Nectriaceae. Bases 1 to 1758 code for a protein of 585 amino acids. The record is from RefSeq and is a predicted model, not a curated record.
AUGGACCAAGACAACAACCGUAGAAUCUAUCGACCAUUAGUAUCGCGGGACAAGGCACCCGUAUUUGCACCGCCACUGAGGGUCAAUAUCCCAAAACGGACAGUGACUAGUGUUGCAUGCGAAUCUUGCCGUCGUCGGAAGAUCAAGUGCAAUGGCCUCCGGCCCAAAUGUUUGGCAUGCACCAAUCGUCGAGCGGAAUGUGUGUAUCUGGCCAAGCCUACUGAGACACGCAUUUCGGCCAUCAAGAGGAAGCACGACGAGCUUCAAAGGCAGUUGGAGGACGGAGGUUCGUCCGAGUCUGAUCUCCAACAGCUCUUUGAAGCCAUACGCGACCGCGACGAGAAAGACGCUAUGACAAUCAUGAGGCGUAUACGAGCCGGAGAAGAUCCUAGCACCAUACUGCGCCAUCUUCGUGCUGGAGAUUUACUCCUCCAACUGCACCUUGCUCCCGAGACAAGGUUCCGCCAUAGCUUUCCCCCUACAUUCCGCAUGCCGAAGAGACUACAAGUGCCAGACAAUGUAUACUUCCACUCGUUGAGUUUCUGUCCUGACACGACAAGCCGUUUGGAGUACUGGAAUCCAGAAAGCCUACGAUAUCGCUUCUUGGCUGAAUCUCGAAGACUUUGGGAACUCGAAAUGGAGAAAGAGCCCCGUAUCACCACACUCCAGGCUGCGAUGGUGUUGAACCCAGUAUACAACAUGUCUUCGAUGGAAACUCAAGCUUCUCAAGGUCUAUCCUUUGGGGCCCAAGCGCUUGCUCUGAGCCAUAAACUCGGAAUAUUGGAGUCUCUGCCUGCAAAGCUAGACCAGAGGCAGCGCCACGUUUAUGGGUAUACUGCAUGGUGUCUGUACUACUGGAUCAGCAUCCAAUAUUAUACAUAUGUCAAGCCGCCUCAUUUUCGUCAGCCGCCUCAAACUCCCCUACCAGAUCCGGGGAAAAGUCCACAAUGGUACGAGGGGGUCACAUAUCGCUAUCCCCGCUCACGGACUGUGAGCUCCCAAGACUUUGGCAACCUAUUCAAGGCCAGAUGCGAGAUGGUACAGAUUGCGAAUCAAGUAUCUGUCGGCAUGUGCCAAUCCAAGAAUGAGGGUAAAUUGCCUCCUUCUGAAGGGCUUUUGGGGCUUUUGGAUCGAUACCAACAGUGGUUCUCAAAACUGCCACCUUCCCUUCAGCCUGCUCAUAUAGUAUACCCAGUUGAGCUCCAACUUCAUCUCCAAUACCACACCUUUGUCAUGAAUCUUUGCGAGUUUCUUGUCUCCCGCGAUGGCAACACCUUAGCACCAGAGGCCAACAAAAAGGUCCAUCAUGCAUUAUCCCAAUCGCGCGAUAGUUUCGUGAGUAUCAUGCUACUAUUUUACCUUCGCCAUGGCUAUGACAUGCAAGACCGAAUCAUGACGCAAUAUCUUUCCAUUCUAGCCUAUAUGUCACUGAAGCAGCUUGGCGACAGAAGCCUGACAUCGCAGGAGGAUGUUGAAGAAAGCCGCGGCUUAGUAUACCUAGCAGCUAAGGGCCUCAGUGUCCAGGGUGGGUACUACUACCUGACAUACUUGGUUUCCUUAGCUUUACAGAAGGAGAUGAGUCCCGAUGAUCUAGCAGUAUUGCAGCAGUCUACUGUUGGAAGGAAGGAAGAUAGUUCAACUGGAAUUAUACGAGCGAGGCACGAGGAGACGCAGGAUCCGAUUCAUAUUAUAUCCAUCAAGGAUCGUCGCUUAGGCGAUCUCGUCAAGGAGUAUUCGGCAAUGAGAAUCCAGAAUUGA